This is a messenger RNA of Colletotrichum graminicola M1.001, 849 nucleotides long. RefSeq lists its product as uncharacterized. Lineage: Eukaryota; Fungi; Ascomycota; Sordariomycetes; Glomerellales; Glomerellaceae. The transcript has 2 exons. The record is from RefSeq and is a predicted model, not a curated record. The coding region runs from base 1 to 849 and encodes 282 amino acids.
AUGGCAGGCAAACACAGGCUCCCUACGGGUCUCUCCGACAUCCCGUUCUCCCCAGUCCACAAGAAGCGACGCAUCGUCAAACAAUCUAACCCCUGGGACGAUGUCGAUGACGCCCAGGGCGCCCAAGGCUCCCAGCCCAAGACUUUCACCAAGGAUGAUGCGGACGCGCUAUAUCAUCAAGUGGAGGACUUUGAGAAAGACUACCGAAAGGAAAGCUGCAGAGUCUAUACCGACACGCCCCCCCGCGAGGUCGAGCUACGCAUCACCCGCGUCACCCUCUACCGCCGCAGCCGCUCGAUCCGCCACCUCCUCCACCGCACCUUCUUCCCCGACGCCUCCCUCAUCCUCCGUCCCUCCGCCGAGGCCUACCACACCCUCACCGCCCACCGCGCCGCUCUCACGCGCCACCAAGCCCUCUGGCACCACCGCCGCGCCCGUCGCCGGACCCUCCGCGCCUCCCGCGCCCUCGCCCUACGAACCGCGACCUUCGUCGCCGCCGAGGCCGCCCACGACGCCGACGCCGAGCACGACCCCAACGACCCCCGCGACCCGUCCCGCCACCGCGUCGCCUUUGCCCAGCGGAGGCGAUGGUACCGCACCGUCAAGCGCGACAUGCGCCGCAGGGGCCAGUGGGUCUCCCGCGCGGCCCCCGGCCCGGGCGUCGAGUGGGAGCCCUUCGACGUCCACGGGGACCCGGGCGCCCGCGUGAGCUUCUUCGAGCCCGUCGCCGGGGACUGGAUCCUGCCGGCCCACGUCAGGGACGCGCGUGACCUCGACGUGUUUCUAAACCAGCUGGGGCUACGCUUCACCCCGGUGGAGAUCCCCUUGCGGGACCGGCCGUGGGCUUGA